AUGGACACAAGUGAUUCUUCAGAUGAUGAAAAAGAUUUAGUUGGAGGCAAAAAAUCAAAAUUAAAAAUUGUUGAUGUAGCUGAAAAUGAUGCAGAUUCAUCACCUGAAGAAAAAGAUAUAAAAGAACCAGUUAAAGUUUCCGUUAAAAAGAAUCGAAAGAAGAAAUCAGCUGAUACUAAACGUAAACAAAAUCGACCAAGAACAACAAGUACGAGUGACAAACAACGAAAGAAAACUGCUCAUACAGGUUUAAAUGGAAAUUAUUGGAAUGUUGUUCAAAUCGAUCGUCAUGCUCAUACAACAACAUCUAAUCGAAAUCAAUUCAAGGAUGAUGAUGAUGAAGAUGAUGAUACAACAUCAUUAUCAGAAAGAGCAGCUAAUGAAAAACUUGAAACAUUAUUAACAUCAACAUCAUCAUCAUCAUCAAAUGAUUUACGAACACUUUUAUAUUCAAAUAGAACAUUUAUAACAUGUCGAAGUCCAGCUGAUUCAUUUUUUCUUUGUCAAGUUUUACAAGAUGUUUUUAAUGAUGCAAAGAAAAUUCGUAUUCGUUGGUGUUCAUUAGCUGAUGAAAAUGGUGAUGAAACAAACGUUGAUGAAAAUACACGUUUUAAAUUAGAUUAUGAAGAUACACUUGAUCUAAAUACUAUAUUAACUGGUAUAGGAAAUGUUAUUCGUCAUUCAGAUAAAACAAUAUCAUUAAAAAAACAAGAUAUUAUUGAAACAAAACGUUUAUUAGAAAAAUCAAUUAAAGGUGAAACUAUUUCAUCGGAUGAACCAAUGGAUUUAACAAAAGACAAUAAUAAUAAAACGUUUGAAUCAAUUAAACCCGAUUCAAGUGAUGAUGAUAGUUUAGCUAUUAAACCAACGACAACAACAACAACCACUACAAAAGCAAAAAAACGAAAAAUUUCUUCGGAUAGUUUACGUAAACAACCACUUAAGAAACGAAUAAGAAAAAUUAGUGGUGAAGCUGCUCCCAUAAAAAAACGACGACGAACAAAAGAUAUUAUUGAAAUAACCGCAGGUGAAAAACCAACUAAAAAAACAGCAACAAAACCUAUUACAACAACAAAAGCACAAUUAUUUAAAGUACAAAGUAAUCGUUUAUUGAAAGAAAAUUUAGAUAUAAUUAAUUAUCGAACUGAUCCAUUUUUCGAAGAUAAUUUACCCUUACCUUUUAUUUCUUCCAUCGUACACAGUAAAUUAUCUAUUCGAGCUGUACUUAUUAAUGAUUCAAAAUUAUUGAAAAGUUUAAUUGAUGAUGUUGAUCGUGUUUGUUCGGUACAUGUAAAACGCAGUCUUCAUAAUGAUUUAACAGCUAUUCACUAUGCAAUUAAAAAUGAUAAUAUUGAAAUGAUUAAAAUUUUAAUUGAAGAUUUAAAAACACCGAAAAAAGAUCGAUGUCCUUUUCCAACAGUUACAAUGACAACACAAAGCACUGGAAGAGCAAAUACUUAUACAUUUGGUUUUCGAACUGCUCAAAUCAUGGCAGGUCGAGGUGUUAAAGAAGGCAAUAAUGCAUUAAAUAAAGAUCCAAUGACAGCAUAUACAAUACAUAAUGGUAAUGAAAUAAUUGAAUAUGCAAUAAAAAAUAAUUGUUCACGACAAAUCUAUGAUUUACUUUUCGAAGCAUUUCCUCAUUCACAUCGUCAUAUUUAUGACAAAAUUUUUCAAAUUGUUCGUUCUGGUUAUCGAAAAUUAGCUGCAAGUAUUAUAGGUGAUAUAAAAGAUAAUGCUUUUUAUGGAUUUAAUAAUCUUCAUCAUCAAGUUUUACUCUUUGAUAAUGAAGAUUUAACAAUAAAUCGUGCAGCAAGUGUUACUAAAAAAGCAAGAGAUAAUUUUCAUUUAACACCCAUACAUUGUGCAGCGAUUAAUCCAAAUUCAAAAUAUUUAAAACAAUUAUUAAAUAUUGCGCCUGAAUAUAAUAUUCUUGAUAAAUAUGAACGACGACCAAUACAUUUUGCUGCUGCAUGUGAAGGACCAGAACCACUUGAAUAUCUUUUAUCAAAACAAGUUAAUUUUAAUGAUGUUGAUCGUGGUGGUAAUUCUCCUUUACAUAUUGCUGUAAUGAAUGGUCGAGCAAUAAAUGCUGAAAUUGUUUUACGUACAGCAAAAGAAAAAGCUGAAUCAAAUGAUCCUGAAGAUCAAAUAGUUCAUCAAAAAUUUGGUCUUGCAUCAAUUAAUCGUAUGAAUAAAUCACGAUUUUAUCCACUUCAUUUAGCUGUACUUAAUGAUCAUUUGGAAUGUGUCAAAGUUUUACUUGAAUUUGGUGCUAAUGUUGAUGUAUUAACAAGUACAUCAUCAGGAAAAUUAACAUCAUUAAUGUUAGCAUGUCAAAAAGGUUAUUUUAAAAUAGUUAAAUAUUUAAUUGAAAAUGGUGCAAGAGUUGAAGCUCGUGAUCGUUUUAAACGUACACCACUUAUUCAUGCUUGUAUGUGUGGUAAUGCACAUAUUGUUUCAUAUUUAUUACGUAUGGGUGGAAAUGCUAAUGUAUUUGAUUCAUCAUUAAAUACAGCAUUACAUUAUGCUAUUGCUUAUGGAUGGUAUUUUUGUGUACGUUUAUUAAUUGAAGCUGGUGCAAAUGUUAAUUGUGUUAAUUCAUGGCAAACAACUUGUUUAGCAGCAGGAUUUUUAAAAGGACAUUAUGGACUUUGUGAUUAUCUUCUUACUGAACAUCAUGUUGAUAUUAAUUUUAAAACUGAUGAUGGUUUAACAUUAGUUAUGUUAAGUGUCGGUUUAGAAAUAUCAUUGUCAUCACAACAACAAUUAGAUUAUGUUGUAACAAAACAUAAUGCUGAUUGUACAUGUGUUGAUGCAACAGGAAGCAAUGCUUUUCAUUAUUUGGCAAGUAAUACAUCAGGACAAAGAUCACACUAUAUGAAUGUUGAAGCUAAAAAUACUCUUCGUGAUAAUUUUUUCAAAAUGGCUCAAAUACUUCUUGAUCAUAAAUGUGAUCCAAAUAAAAUGAAUAACAAAGUUCAAUCACCUCUAAUGAUUGCACUUGAAUCAGGAAAUUUUAUUCUUGUCGAUUAUUUAAUAAAUAUUGCUAAAAUUGAAAUAAAUGCUGAUAUAAGUCAUGAUGGAAAAACUUUAUUACAUUAUUUUGCAAUUCAAUGUAAUGAAUAUGAUCUUAUUCAAAAAUUAAUUAAACUUCCAUUCAAUGAUCAAAUUAAAAAAAUGGGUCAAAUGUUUGAUGAUACAGGUCGAACGCCAUUUCAUUAUUGUGCUUCAAAAUUUAAUGAAUUUUGUCAACAAAAUAAAUCUUCACAAGGUACAGAUCAAUUAAAACAACAAUAUCAAUCAAUUUUGGAAAUGAUUGAAUAUUGUCUUGAAUCUGUUCAAUGUGAUCCAGAUGUUGAAAUAAAACAAAUUAAUGAAUUGAAUAAAUCUGAAAAUGAACAAGAUAUAGAUGAUGAAAAUGAUAAAGAUGAACAAACAAAUGAAAAUAUUCAACCUAUGGAUGAUACUAAUGAUGAAGAAAUUAUUUCUAAACCAAAAGAAACAAGUAUUUUUUCUUUAUUAAGUACUGUUCAAUUUAUUGAUAAUACAAUAAAACAUCCUUUGGAAAUAUUUCUUAAAAAAUCCAAAAAUCUAAAUGUUCUUCAUCAUGAAACACAACGUACACCAUUACUUCAAGCAAUUUUUCUUCAAGAAUAUCAAACAGUACAUAUGCUUAUAAAUGAAUCAUCAUGUGAUAUUAAUUUAGCAACAUCAAUUCUUUCAAAUGAACGUCAACAAACACCAUUAAUUUUUGCAUGUAAAUUACAAUUAUUACGAAUUAUACGAGAAUUAUUAAAUCAUAAACAAUGUCAUAUAUUAACAUAUGAUUAUCAAUAUAAUCAAGCAAUACAUUAUUAUUUAUCAACAUCAAAACGUUCAAAUCAAUAUAUAGAUAUAUUAAAUUUAUUUAUAGAUAAAAUUAAAUUAACAAAUAAUAAUUUAAAUAUUCAAGGAAAAUCUGAACGUACACCAUUACAUAUAGCUGUUUAUCAUAAUACAGGUGCAAUUGAUUCUACAACUGAUGUUGAAGAUAUAUUAAUUGAUAAUGGAAGUGAUUUAUUAAUAAAAGAUAAAUUAGGAAAUAUGCCAUUACAUAAUGUUUUCAUUAAUAAAAAUGUUGGUGAUGAUCCUGUAGAAUUAUGUGUUUUAAUUUCUAAAGCAAUGAAAUAUAAAUUACUUGAUACAGAAAAUAAUGAAGGAAAUACACCUUUACAUUUAGCUGUUGCUAAAUGUUCUACUGUUUGUGUAAUGCUUUUACAACAACAUUCUGCCAGUUUAUUUAUUGAAAAUAAACUCUCGAAUUCAAUAAUUGGUACUUGUAUUGGAUUGGGUCAUCUCAAUUUAUUUAUAACCUUUCUUCAACAAUCUAUUGAUAUUGAUCUUGGAAAAUUAUAUACAUUACCUAUCAGUAAUUCAUCAUCAAACAGUACCAAAGAGACAUCUCAAUAUACAGGUUUAUUUGCUCAAGCAGCCGUCAAGGGACGAACACAAUUAAUUACUCUUGGUAAUCAUCAACAAUCGAUAUCUGUUGAACAAAAAGACAAAUCAUUAUCAAAAAAAGAUCAUAUAGAUAUAUGGCGUUGGAAAUAUGUUGAUAUAAAAAUUGAAAAACAAUAUAUUCAACAUUCAUCAAUAUAUUUAAUAAUUGAACGUGAUUGGCAAGGUGCAUUAUCAUUAAUAUUAAAUGAAGUUGAACGUUUUCAUUUAAGUAUAAUACAAAUUCUUGAAGCAGCUAUUUUAAAUAAUAAACUUAAUCUUGUUCUACGACUUUUAUCACGUAUAAAAGAAAAAAAUCUUUUACAUGAAAAAAAUUCUCAAGAGCAAAAUUUAUUUCAUUUAUUAGCUAAUAUGAAUCAAUAUGAUGAAAAUUUAUUAAAACAAAUACUUUUACAAAUUCAUGAAUAUCAUUUAGAAUGGAAUAUAGCAGAUAAAUAUGGUUCAUAUCCAAUACAUUAUGCAUGUGUUAAACAAAAUUUUAUUUUAAUUAAUUUCUUACGUGAAAAAUAUUUAAAUGAAUUUAGUUUAAAUCAAAUUGAUUCAUUUGAUAAUACACCUAUUGGUUUAUUAUUUUGGACAAUAGGUUCAGAAACAUCAUUUAAAAAUGAACAAAUCUGUUCAUUAAUAACAUCACGUAAACAAUUAGAUUGUUUAUGUAAUUAUGAUAAUGAAAUAGCUAUGAAUCCAUUAUCAUUCGGUUAUAUUGAUUCAUCAAUUGAAAAAAAUCUUUAUCCACCUAUAAAAUCUGAUAAUCCUUCAACAAAUGUACGAACAUCACCAUUAAUUAAUGCAAUUAUUCAUAAUAAUUUUAAACUUGUUAAAUUUUUACUUGACCUUAAUGCUGAUGUUAAUUUUCCUGAUGAAGAAAAACGAACACCACUUAUGCAUGCUGUUCGUCAGAAUAAUAUUGAUAUUGUUAAAUUACUUCUCAAUAAAGAUUAUACACCAACAGAAAAUGAUGAAACAUUAUUAAAUUCUCAACGUGCUGGCAAAGGAGGACGUGGUCUAGGUCGAAUAAAGCGAGCACCUCAAAAAUUCUUUCUUGGUGCAACAACAACAACAACAAUUUCUUCUGAUAUUGCGAAUGAAACAUCUCAUGAUGAUAAUGAAACAGAUAAAUUUGAAGUAACAUCAUCAAUUGAUUUAAAUGCAAAAGAUUCUCUUGGUCGUACAUGUAUUCAUCAUUUAGUUCAACCAUUUCCUGAUGGUACUUAUACAAGUAAUAUUGAAUUACUUCGAUUACUUCAUUCAUCAGGUGCAUCAUUAACAAAACAUGAUCUUGCUGGUUUAUCACCAUUACAAUAUGGUGCUAUUAAUGGUUGUCAACAUGUAUGUGAUGAAUUAACAAAAUUAAUCAAUGAUCAAAAAAAUUCAACUCAAGCAACAAUUGAACGUUUUUAUAUAAAUGAUCCAAAUAAAAAUCUAUUAGAUCCACUAGAUUUUUAUUCUGAUGCACAACAAUAUAUUGAUAAAUAUAUAUCUAAACGUCCAUUACAUAAACAAAAUACUGCUUAUGAAGUUGAUAGAUUAUCUGGUAUGAAUGUAACAGGUGAAGUUUUAAUUGAUACUGAUAAAAAUGAACCAUAUGAUGUACGUCUUACAAAAACAGAUGUUAAUUAUGGUAUAAAUGGUUUAUAUAAUUUUUAUCGCAUGCAAAUAAUAAAACAUAAAAGUAAAAAUAAUUUAUAUUUUCUUUUUACACGUUGGGGACGUAUUGGUGAUGAUGGUCAAUAUCAAUUAACACCAUAUUCAACAUUAGAUGAAUGUCGUAAAGAAUUUUUAAAAGUAUUUCGUGAAAAAACUGGUAAUGCAUGGAAAGAUACAGAUCAAUUUGAAAUUAAACCUAAAAAAUAUACAUUAAUUAAAUUAAAUGAACGUGAUAGAUAUAAAUAUUCAACUGUACCUAUUAAUUUUAAUCGUUUACAAUCGGAACAAAUACAUCCACCAUCGAAACUUCAAUCAUUAGUAUUUAAAAAUUUUCUUAGAACAUUAAUUAAUCGUCAAGCUAUUCGAAUGAAUAUUGAUAAAACACAAUUAGAUAUUGAAUGGAUGCCUGUAUCACAAUUAAAUCGUGAUACAUUACAAAAAGCACGUGAUUUAUUAAUAAAAAUAAAACAAAAUCUUGAAAAAAAACAAGAAUUAAAUUUAGAAAUGCAACGUACAAAAUCAAUUGAACAACAAAAUGAAAUAAAAUCAAUUUUAGAAAUAAUUUAUAAAUAUACAAAUGAAUAUUAUUCAAUAAUACCAUUACGUGGUUAUGCUGAUGAAAAAUUACCAAUUAUUGAUAGCGAACAAAUCUUAAGAAAACAAGAAAAAAUUAUUUAUGAUUUACUUGAACUUGAAUUAUCAUAUAAAAUGUUUUUAGGUGCACAAGUUAAUUUAAAAAAUAUUUCACCAUUAGAUUAUUUAUAUAAAUCAAUGAAUUGUCAAUUUGAAGCUAUGAAUAAAGAUGAUAUUGAUUCACAAUUAAUUUUACGCUAUAUAUGGGCUAGUACAACAAAUAUUAAAGUUGAACAAAUAUUUAAAAUUGCACGUCCAAAUGAAGAUGAACGAUUAUUUAAAUCUAAUCUUGAUAAUCAUUAUUUAUUAUGGCAUGGUACUAGUAUUUGUAAUUUAAUUAGUAUUCUUACUAGAGGGCUUCUUGUUGGACCUUUGGAUGCAACAACAACUGGGAGCUUAUUUGGAAAGGGCAUUUAUACAGCAGACACAUUUGAAAAAAGUCUUAAUUAUUGUUCAGGUAUAACGCAGAAUGAUGGUGAACGUUGUUUUAUGAUAUUGUGUGAAGUUGCUUUGGGUAAGAUAAAAGAAGUUGGUUUAAAUCAUAUUUAUAACGAUGACGAUACCAAAGAACUUGAUUUAAGUCAAUUUCAAAGUCGUAAAGGUGUUGGUCGAAAUAUACCUGAUCCACGAUAUACAAUUACUCGAAAUUAUGGUGUGCGUAUGCCACUUGGUAAAUUAAUUAACAACACAGAAUUAAAAUCUACUUUUGGUGGUCUUAAUUAUAAUGAAUAUAUUGUCUACGAUGAAUCACAAGUAGCUCUACGUUAUCUUGUGCAAUUUUGUCGUUAA
Messenger RNA from Rotaria sordida, 7569 nucleotides. NCBI's taxonomy places the organism in Eukaryota, Metazoa, Rotifera, Eurotatoria, Philodinida, Philodinidae. The record is from the annotation of a GenBank genome assembly.